Molecule: messenger RNA, 24226 nt
Organism: Podarcis lilfordi (Lilford's wall lizard)
Lineage: Eukaryota; Metazoa; Chordata; Lepidosauria; Squamata; Lacertidae
Source: the annotation of a GenBank genome assembly
AACCAAUAAGGAAGCUGCCGGGUGGGCAACCAGAAGCGGUUGGGCGCAGCACCGGAGGGCGGUGUCCCCCCCCAGCGUGGGCUCCAGCCAAUGGAAUGGCGCGGUGGGCGUUGCCAGAGGACGACGGAGCCUAUUUAAACUCGCCGGGGCUGUGGCGCCGUCUUUUACAGCAGCCAUGGCCGGGCGUUGUCGCACCUCCAAAGGCGCCUUGUUGGCGCUGCGCGCAGCCCAGUCCUUCGCCUCGCGGAGCUGUCCGCGUUCUGCCACGGCCGCUGCUCCGGCGCCGGCACCUGCGGAGCAGCCUUUGGCUGACCCUGCCCAGCCGCCCCCAGCCUCAUCCUCCGGUGCGCGCCUCCAGCAGCCGCCGACUCCGCUGCCUCCGCCCCCCGCGGUGGACUUCGCGGACGCGCAAGAGGCUUUCCGGAGCAAGAGCAGCGGCGAGCUGGCCCGGGGGCUCCUGGUGCUCGGCCUCUGCUCGCUCGAGCCGCUGGUGGAGCACGGCGACAAGGUGAGGAGGCGGUCGCGCGAGGGGCGCCGCGCAGGAUACGCGCUCCGUUGCUUUCGCUUUCCUUUCUCUUACCAAUUCCUUUCAUCUCUUAUUCAUCUCUUUCUCCGCUCUCUUUUCGUCAAUUCCUUUCUUUUCCUCUUUCUUUCUUUCUUUCUUUCUUCCUUCCUUCCUUCCUUCCUUCCUUCUUUCUUUCCGUAGGAGCCCUGAAGGCGCUGGGCAACCCCAAAGUUGGUGGGCAUUGCCAUUUAGCUAGUGUGCACGUGCCGCAUUUUGUGAUUGAUUAUACGGGGCGAGCCUUACCUGCUUCCCCCCCCCCAUAUUUUAUUCAAGUUUUCACCCUUCUUCCUUCUCCAUCUUUCGUUCCCUUUCUCUCCUUCCCAUUGCCGGCCACUCUCCUAAGGGCAAAUUGAUGCCUCCCACACAAAGGCUGUUGCCAUGAGAACCUGAUUGCCCUUUGAUGCUCCAUCAGGAAUGGUAGGGCAGAGGGUGGGGAGACCGACAGUAGGUGGUGCCAGAGCCAAUGGCAGGUAGAGCCCCCCCUCGGGCUCCUUGUAAGUCGAAAGGAAGGUGGGGUGGCGGCAGCUGAGAUUGGGGGGACAGCACCUGCAUUUGCCCUACCAGAGCAGCCUCCAGUGGCAAGAGGGGAGACCAGGGUUCAAAUCCCCACUUGGCCAUGAAGCUUACGGUACCAGCCUGCUCCUGUCAGCAUAACCUACCUCACAGGGUUGUUGUGAGGAUAAGAUGAGGCGGGGGAGAACCAUGUUUGCCACCUUGAGCUCCUUGGAGAAAAAGGUGGGAUACAAAUGCAAUAAGACGUGUCCCAAGUUGCCUUGUUAGAAGUGGGUAAUGGGGAACAAUAAAAACCCUGAAUGUUGUAGGUUUAUAUUAAAAUACAUGUGUUGGUUCAAAGCAUUUGCACCUUUCCUUUCAGUCACUGCCCCCACCCAACCCCACUGAGGGGCUUACAAAUGCAUAAAAGCUGUGCGGCUCCUUUCCCUAGGGUUUAUGAUCUAAAAAGUCAUGACACAAAAAGAAAAGUAGAUGAGGACAGAGAAGCACAUGCAGACAAUCAGUUCCUUGAUUUUGCAAUGUUAUUUAAAAAAAAAAAGUCCUGAAUUUUUUUUUUCUUCCUGAGCGGUUGUGAAGUAAUGCUAUCGGCUCUUUCCCUGACCUAUGUGCAAGUGAAAAAGUUAGAUGGCUUGCAUGUCAGUUUUUGUGAAAAUAAAUGCUCUUGGAAGCCGCCAGCCCUGCUGUGGCGGCAGCCCCAAUGACUCCUAGUACGCCUUCGAAAGCUUAGCAGGGCCCUUUUUAGAGCAAAGUUGCCUCUCUGCUUCCUCCUCCAUUUUAACCCCCUGACUCUGCGUCCUACAGCUGAUGAGCUUCAGCCGGAAGCUGUUGGGCCAGUGGCUCUUUGAGAAGCUGAUGAAACUGACCUUCUACGGGCAGUUUGUGGCCGGCGAGGACCAAGAGGCCAUCAAGCCUCUCAUCCAGCGCUACAGCGCCUGCGGCGUGGGCUCCGUGCUGGACUACAGCGUGGAAGAGGACCUGACCACAGAGGAAGCUGAGAAGAAGGAACUGGAGUGAGUGAGAGACUGCUUUGUGGCGGCUCAGCUGGAGGGGUGUUUGUGUGUGGCUGGGCUCAAGCCACUUACUAUGUUGCAACGGGAGCUUCCUUCCUUGGGCGUGUUGCAUUGCAUGAGAAGGAAAUGUGAGAGGGAGGAGGCAGAGGGCAGGAAAGUAAAGCGGUCUUGGCUUUGCAUGAGAGAGGUGUGUGUGUCCUUGGUUGGGGGGAAGAAGUGGCUUAUGUAAUUUCCAAGUGUUGACUUGCUUGCAAGGGAUAGGUCAGCUGCUUUGCUCUGUCACCUUUGCUGAAAGAUAGGAGUGGUUUUGGCAGGUGGUUUCCCCAGCUGCAGGCAGCUGCAACGGGUUGAAACUGCCCCACAGCAAGGAGGAGGACCGGUUUGGGGGGAUGUUUAGCCGAAGACAGGCUGAGUGAUGAUGGAAUCCAGGUGGUGUGCAUGUUUGGGGCUGCCCAGGGGACAGUGCCGGAAGAGAGAUCCACAAGUCAACUAUUUCAGCAAUGCGCAACGGCCAAGUUCAUACCUACCCCUUUCUUCCUGCUCCCUUUCCUGUGCGUUGUCUCUCUCGGCAAACUUAUCUUCCUUGCAAACAUAUCUCGAGGCUUCAGGCAGGGUGGAGAGGGAAACGAAUACGCUUUGCGUGGAUUGUUUUUGGAAACACAAGCCAUGCCAAAGAGAUGAUUGACAGGAGAGCUUAAAACAGGGGUGUGCCGUAGCUCGGUGAUACGACAUCUGCUCUGUGCAUAGAAAGUCUCCCGUUCAGUCCCCAGCAUCUCCAGGUUACAAGGCUAGAAAUGUCUCCUGCCUGAAAUCUUGAGAGAGGGGCUGCCGGUCAGUGUAGGCAGUGCUGAGCUCAAUGGAUGAGUAGUCUGUAUGGUGGUACCUUGGUUCUCAAACUUAAUCCAUUCCGGGAGUCCGUUCGACUCCUGAAACCAUUCGAAAACCAAGGCACGGCUUCCGAAAAACGUUCGCAAACCGGAACAUUUCUGGGUUUGCGGCGUUCGGGAGCCGAUUUGUUCGACAACUAAGCCGUUCGAGAACCAAGGUACCACUGUGUGGUGGGGGGCAGGGGUAAGAGCACUUGCUUAGUGUGCAAGUUCAAUCCUUGCCAUUCUCAGGUAUGUUUGCUCAGUGCCUGAAACUAGAGCACAGCCUUCCAUACUUUUCAGACGUGCAUCAUUUUAUGACACAGCAAUUCGGUUUUCCUAACAAACCGGAGGUUAAACUAGCCCCUUUCCAGCCCCGGGAGGAAUGCAGGGAGCGUUCGCAUGACACGGCUACAUGCUGCAGCCGACGCACAGUUUGGAAAGCUCACACAGAAGAUGGAGUAAGCCUGUUUUCUGAUGCUCCCAGAGGGGAGGGUAUAAACCAGCAGAUUCAAAUGGCAAGAUAAGAGGCUGUCGUUCGGAAUAUUUUUCUGGCACUUAGAGCUGUGUGGCAGUGGAAAGGACUACCUCAAACUCUCCUAUAAACAGAGAGGUCGGGUGGCCACCUGUCAGGGAUUCUUUAGCUGUGGUUCCCGCCUUGCAGGGGCUUGGGCUUGGGGGUCUCUUGGGGUCCUUGCCAACUCUAUGAGGCUAUGAACCCAGUUGCCAUAGCUGUUUGGCAGGAGGCCAUGGUGAAACCAAAGCUGCCUUUGCGUCACAAGGUGGAUUGUUCUCUCUCUGCUUGGUACGCAAUGUGCAACUUGGGGCUUGCCAAAAGGAGGGGAGGGAAUCCAAACACUCGGGCAGCGUGAUUGGAUAGGGGCAAGCCUCCCCUUUCGUUUGGUCUGCUGAUGGGAAGGCGGGUCCCUUAUGCAAACAGAGCAGCUGCCUGUAACAAGUGCGGAGGCUGUGUGAGAGCCCCUGCUGGGGAGGCUGUGGGGAGGGGAAAGGUUGCAGCUUUGGGGACAUUUUGGUUUAUAGAAAAAGCAAGUAAGAGGCAGCAGGAGAGGAGUUUAUAAAAUCAUGCAUGCCAUGGAGGAAGUGAAUAGAGAAAAGCUUUUUCUCCCUCUUUAGAACCAGGACACAUGUAAGGAAGGUGAAUCCUGGAAUCGUAGAGUUGGAAGGGACCCUGUGGGUCAUCUAGUCCAACCCCCUGCAGUGCAGGAAUCUUUCACCCAAUGUGGGCCUCGAACCCACAACCCUAAGGUUAAGAGUGUCAUGCUCUACCAGCUGAGCUAUCCCAGAUUCAGGACAAAUAAAAGUAAGGACUUCUUAAUGUGCUGCAUAGUUGAACUGUGGAACUCCCUGCCACAAGAGGGAGUGAUGGCCACCAGCUUGGUGGCUUUAAGAGGAUUGGACAAAUUCAGGGAGGCUGAGGCAAUUGUGUGCUGCUGCACAGUUUUUUAAAUGGGGCAUGGCAUGGAGAGCACAUAGGGAUAAGUUUUUCUCCCUCUGUCCUUCCCGUUCAUCUCCACCUAAAAUCAUUCCUGCUGGUCAGUAUAGAUCAGUGUUCCCCAAACUUUGGGAUCCAGCUGUUUUUUGACUACAGCUCCCAUCAUCCCUAGCUAGCAAGACCAGUGGUCAGGGAUGAUGGGAAUUGUAGUCCAAAACCAGCUGUGGGCCCAAGUUAGGGAAAAACUGGUCUAGGCAAUACUGAGACGGGCCAGUGGUUUGUCACAGACUCACAGUAUAAGGCUGCUUAGUGUCAGCUGCUGGGGAAUGAACCCAAGACGUUUUGUGUUCAGAGUUUGUGCUCUUUCACUAAACUGCUCCAUGUUGCCUUACUAAAGUUUGCUCUAAAAUCUCCCUCCCUUCCUCUUCUCCCACCGUCCGAAAUUCCCUUCUGCUUCGAUACAAGCUUAUGAGCUCAGCCAGCCUCGCUAAUCCUUGUCACAGGGACAACCUUACAAUAAUGGAACAGGUCAGGUUUCUGCCGAGUGCUUGGGUUGCAAACUCCCUGUAAGGCAGGCUUCCAUCCAGUGAACUUGAGUUCGCUGGUUCCUUUAACUCUUCCCUUCUGUUUCAUAACUGCAGGGCCCCCCACCCACACACACACUUCCUGUCAUUCUGGAAUUCGUUCUGCAGAGCGGAAAAGCUGGCUGCGAGCACAUGGAAUCCCGGCCACUUGGGAACUUUUGUGCUUGAGCAAGCAGGAGAAAAGUUAAAUGGGGAUGGGGAAGAGUUGUCAUUUUGUUUGCAAAGCCUAGAUGAGUGCAUCCCCGACCAUGCUUGAUUUUAGUGGGCUGUAUCUAGCAUUCUCUGUCCACAAAUUGCACCAUGGGGCAGCCGCGUUUAGAAACUGCACAGCAGAGGAGUUCAGUGCACAAACUGUGCAACAGCUGAUUCUUAUUGUGCAAUCCUAUAGCCUGGGCUAUACGAUUGCAACUCAAAUGUAGCAGCUCAGAGCAUGCUAGAUUUGCAUGUUGCUGAUGACCUUGGUUAGGCACUUGUGGCUUUCACUGACAGCAGCAUGCUGGCUGCUCCCACGCGAAGCCCAGAGUGUGUAAAGCCUGCCUGCACCCUCCCAUGCAUGGCUUGGCUGGACUUGCUAUUUGCAGUGACUCAUCAGUCGCCUGGGGCGAGUCUGCAAAGAACAGGGGCGAGCACACUUCAGGCUUGCAGGAUUUAUUACGUUAUUGUUUCAUUAGAACCACAAGGUCCUCCAAGCACAAGUGGAUGAGAAGUGAUCCACACCAGAGCUGUGCACCCAGUCCCAUCGUGCAAAAAUCCACUCCUGGAUUUCCCACCAAGCUUUAUUAAUCUCAGCAGGCUAACUUAGAAAAGGGGUGAAGGGAGCCACCUUCUUGCUAACGUUCAGUAGGCUUUAGCCAGCCUAGCUCCCCCUGGAUGUUGUCAGACUACAGUUCCCAUCAUCCCUGACCAUCAGCUGUGCUGGCUGAGGCUAAUGGGAAUUGGAGUCCAACAUCUGGAAGAGGCAGCAGUUUAGCUGGGGGAGGGGAGGCUGCGUUUAAACAACUGGGUGUCAGAAAUCUGCUGCAAGCCACGCAGAGACCUACCGUUUGCCUGCCUCUGGUUGCUGAAAUAAGGCUUGUGUUCAUCUUUUCGUUUCAGCUCCUGUACGUCUGCAUUUGAGAAGGAGACUGGCAGUAAGUAAAGCAGCUUUCAUGUUUCUAGUCCUUCGUGUUUGCCUUCUCUUCCUUCCCCUGCCAAGUGUCUUGAUUCUCCAGAUCGCUUCCCACUCCCCCGCCCCCCCCCCCGGGUCUUCAUUAAUGUGAAAUUUUCCCAGGGCAGAAAAAUGGAACAACCUCGUUUUUGUAUUUCCUUUGGGGUAGAGCAGGCAUAGGCAAACUCAGCCCUCCAGAUGUUUUGGGGCUACAACUCCCAUCAUCCCUAGCUAACAUGACCAGUGGUCAGGGAUGAUGGGAAUUGUAGUCUCAAAACAUAAAGGUCUAUCUAGCUAGGUAGUAUCAGCACUGAUUGGCAGAGGCAGCCCCACGACUUUUUGGCAAGUGGAGUAGCUAUGCCGCCACCAAACAAAGGCCUUUCAUCUAUUUCAAACAACUAACAACCCUAAGACUAAGGGGGUGCUAAGAACGUAUACCUCAAGUGUCAAAGAGGCCUAGAAAAGAACUGGUGCAGCUGUUUUCAAACAGGGAGUUAUAUGAGAUCCAAAUGGAACCCCAGUCUGUAAUUCAGUGGCUGCAUUUUGGACCAGCUGAAGUUUCCAAGUUGUCUUCAAGUGCAGCCCCACGUAGAGCGCAUUGCAGUAGUCCACUUGCUCUAACUUCCUGUCCUGUCUCUCUCUUCUCCCCAUCCCAGAGCAAAGAGAGAAGCGCUACAGUGUGCACCGCAAGUUUGGCGACCGGCGGGAUGGGGUCAUCAGUGCCCGCACCUACUUCUACGCAGAUGAAGCUAAAUGCGACCGGCACAUGGACACCUUCCUGCGAUGCAUUGAGGCUUCUGGUAGGCAGGAUAAGCUCCUCUGGGAAACAGUAACAUAAUAAAUCCUGCACUCACUCUUGCAACAGCCUAGUUGGACAGCCAACGGGUUGCUUGGGGAGAUGAGCCAGAAAUCAAAUUUGCUAUAUUAUGGUGUAAACUCCACUUCAUAUCAGCCAUGCUUGGGUACCCUUUUGAGAGCCGAGGAGUUGAUUUUUUUCAUAUCACAGUAAACCGUGGUUUGCUCUUCCCAAUGAACAAGCAGUGUAUAAGCACACAUAGCUGAAUCACACCUACCUUGCACCAGGACCACCAAACAAGUCCUGGUUUAGGAUGUAGUGAUCAGAUGGGAUUACUAUGAGGAAUUAUAAAAUAUGCAUCGAGCCAUUGUGUCCACGAUGAAAGCAUUGCAUUGACUGGGUUUGAUUCAUUGACAAUAGUUUCUGAUCAAAUCCCACAAGCUUCUGCAUCUCUGAUUUCUCUACACCUGACAGGCACGUAUAAGCAUUCUGAAACACAGGCCAGUUGCUUCAUCAGAAAUCCUCAGUGCAUAAAGGUAGUAGGUUACUUUGAUGUAGUUUGUUAAUCUUAGGGCCAGGAAAUAGUUUCACAUGGAGGUGAUAAAGAUGCCUAAUCUUUCCUUGCCAUCCUUUCUCUCCUGUUUAUUGCUGUUUAUGACCUCCGUAGUUUCCUAAAAGCAUUCCUCCUUGCUUCCUCUUUUAUUUAUUCUGAACUACACAUGCAUGCUCAAGUAGGAAAUAAGUUUCUUUGUAGUUAGAAAAAUUUCUUCUGAUCUGACUUUGUUCCACGUGGGGUUUUUGAAAUGCUCAGACAAAAUCUGAUUGGUUCUUACUAACACUGUGUAAAAAGUUCUUUUGUGAAUAAAACGAUCUGGGCCACAGGGUGUGGAGAGAGGGAUUAUUAUUGGCACCCCUCCCAGAGUCUUGCUGGUCAAGCCUCGUGUGUAUUCUGUUAAUCAGAGUCCAAUCCUUCCUUUGCUUUGGGAACGCCACAUAGGAGGCAUGCAAAAACCCAGCAGCUGAUCUGCACGGAUCAGCUGAGAUGGCGUUGCCUGUGGUCACUCCAGCUGCGGCUGCCUUGGAGCCCCCAGAGGGCUGGCUAACGUUGAAUGUGGCUCGCUGUCCACAAAACGGCUAGCCGUCUCUGCAGUAAACACAACGUCUUCAUAAUUGUGAUACACAAAGCAGCCCAAUGUGAUGUUGUGGCUAAAAGAGGCCGAUAUGGACUGCUAGACUCUGGAUUUUAAUCUCGACCUGGCCUGGCCUACCUCUUAGGGUUAUUUUGAGGACGAAAUGCCGGCUACCCCCACAGGGUGCUGCCCGCGUCUUCAUGGAGGAAGGGGCAGAGAGGGUGACCAUGCUUUGCCUUUCUUUGGCAGGUGGCAGUUCGGAAGACGGCUUUUCUGCCAUUAAGUUGACCGCACUGGGGAGGCCUCAGUUCCUGGUAAGCAGAACCGACAAAAUGUGCAUGUGAAAUUUUGCAGUUCCGAUUUUUUCCCUGGAAAGGCCACGUUGCUGAUGCCAGCACGUAACUGACAUGCUCCUCUCUCUCCCUCUUUUUCCAGCUGCAGUUCUCAGAGGUGCUGGUGAAAUGGAGGCGAUUUUUCCACCAGCUGGCCGCCGAGCAGGGCAAGGUGGGUCUGGCUGCCCUGGAGACCAAGCUGGAGGUGGAGAAGCUGCAGGUGAGUCUUCGUGCUCUGGUCCCUGGUGGGAUGGUUGGGGGGAGCAGCGGGGGCUGAUGGAGUUUCUUCCAGAGGACCCUGCCUCAUUUCUCUGCGGACAAAACGGGGCUGAGAUCAGGGGCAGCAUUUCGGCUCCAAAAUCCAGCCCUCACUGCCUCUCUGGAAAGGUGCUAGGCCAGACUUCCCCCAGCCCUGGUGCCCUGCAGAUGUUGUUGGUCUACAACUCCCAUCAGCCCCCAGGCAGCACAGCCAUUUUGGACUACAGCUCCCAGCCGGUACUGUGCUUCUUCCAUCAGCCCUGGCAUCAUGCAGCCAUGUGAAGCUGGGGCUGGUGGGAGUUGUAGUGCAAGACAUCCAGAGGACUUCGGGUUGCAGAAAAGGCCUGUUCAUGCUUGAACCUCUGAUUCAUUCAUUUAUUAGGUCAGUUGGUUAGAGUGUGGUGCUGAUAACGCCAAGGUUUCAGGUUCGAUCCCCGUAUGGGACAGCUGCAUAUUUCUGCAUUGCAGGGGGUUAGACUAGAUGAUCCUCAGGGUCCCCUCCAUCUAUACAAUUCUGUGAUUCUAUUGGCCGGGUUGAUCAGGCAGCCCAUCACUGGAGGAUCCCAGGGCGGAGCGUGCAAGUGCCACAUGGCAAAUAACUGGGCACCAAGCAAAAUACAAUAAACAUUAUUCAUUUUUUAAAAAGCCGAAGCAUUUAAAACCAAAACGUUAAAAACGCUAAGAAAAAGCAUGCACAUACACACACACACACACACACACACACACACACACACACUUACUUUCCAGGUUUGUACACUUCACUGAUUUUACAAUCAAUUUGACAUUUCAAAACUUGACUUCCUUCCCCCUCUUUCUGCGGCUCCUUAAAUUUAUUUUUAAUAUUUUCUGCAUAUCCAAAUUAACUUAAUUUGCUCAUUUAUACAGUGGUGCCUCGCAAGACGAAAUUAAUUCGUUCUGCGAGUUUUUUCGUCUUGCGAAGCACGGUUUCCCAUAGGAAUGCAUUGAACAGUUUUAAGAAAAAGGACGUUUUCGUUUUUCGUCUUGCGAAGCAAGCCCAUAGGGAAAUUCAUCUUGCGAAGCAACUCAAAAAACUCGUCUUGCGAGUUUUUCGUCUUGCGAGGCAUUCGUCUUGCGAGGUACCACCGUACAUCUUUAAAUAUAUACUCUUAUGAAACUGCAGGUUAAUACAAUAAUCCUGCCAAUGUUCUUAUCUGUUUACAAUUUAUCUGUAAACAUUCAAAAACCAUUUCCAUUCUUCUAUAAAAAGUUUGUUACCUUGAUUUCUUAUUCUUCCGGUAAGCUUCGCCAUUUCUACAUAUUCCAUACGUUUUUGUAUCCAUUCUUCCUUUGCUGCGAUAAAGCAUGCUCUCUUUGGCUUCAGACAAAGAGCAAACUUGAACCUGAAACAAGCUGAGAUCCCCUUACCUAGAGCAGAUGGAUUAUUGCUGCCUUAUUAGUUCCAGUAGCAAAAUCAUACCUCCACGCAUAGAAGCAUCAUAUCUCUGAAAACCUGAUUGUGGGAGGGUGUGAGUAGUUUUCGGCCGCCAUGCGCCAUCUGUAGUAUUUUCCUGGAGGCGCCUGUUAGAUAGAAUCAAGAGCCUGAACUAUAGUAAACCUUUGGGUGUGAUUUGGCAGGGGGUUCAUUCCUCUUCUGUAAAAGAAGCGGAGGGGGGAGGCAGGAGAGACUAUUUCUGGAAUUCACCGCUGGCUUUCACAUUCCUAUCUUGGUGCGCAGAGCUGUGGUGAGUCUCUGAUGAAAGAGGGAGCUCUUGUGGGGCUCUGGAGAUCUGCAGCAAAACCCUUCCAGCUCUCUUUAUUCAAAGCCAACUUGGUUUUGAGAAGCUGUGUCUGUUCCCUGCUCGAAAGUCCACCCCUACAAAGCCGCUCUUAGCACCAUGUGUGAGGGAGAAGGUUUGAGGGGACGGUGAGGGGAGAUAAAUUUAUGACACAGGACUUGGGAGAUGCUUGAAUUGUUUCCACCCCAGCUGGUUGCUCAGUCAACCCACUGAAAUUAUCUUCAGUGGGUAUCUGAGUAAGGCUGACAUCAGAUAGAACCUUGUAAUUUUCAGAAGUGGUGCCUUGUUUUCAUUUUUCCUCCUCCCUCCACAAUCCUUUUUCCUUUUGUGUUGUGCCUCUCCCCCCCCCCCCCAAGUUCCUCUUUUUUUAAACGAUUGCAAGCCCGAUCAUGGAUCUUGUCAAGCUAUUCUGGAAUCCCUUUCGGGGAGCGAUAAACAGCAUAACAAUGUCUUAAAUAUUCAUAUCUAACCAUUAAAAUGGGUUCAUUUUGGUUUCUUGGCAGGAAGCACUGGCCAAGCUGGGGGUUGCCACUAAGGCGGAGAGUCAGCACUGGUUCACAGGCGAGAAGCUGGGCGUGUCAGGGUAAGCCCCCUCGCUUGAGUCCAAGGAACAAGACUAUGGGGGUGGCUUUGUAGAGCAGUGGCGAGGACAACACACAUGUUGGGGAAUCUGCUGGGCUGUUUCUGGGGCAGUGGGGAAUGGCUGGCACGUCUGGGGACAUGAACACAAAGGGGUUAGAAUGAAUCUUGAAAAUGUCAGCACAAGGGUAGGGAACUACCGUGUUUUUCGUUCUAUAAGACGCACCAGACCAUAAGACGCACCUGGUUUUUGGAGGAGGAAAGCAAGAAAAAAAAUAUUCUGAAUCUCGGAAGCCAGAACAACAAGAGGGAUCGCUGCACAGCGAAAGCAGCGAUCCCUGUUGCUGUUCUGGCUUCUGGGAUAGCUGCGCAGCCUGAUUUCGCUCCAUAAGACGAACACACCUUUCCCCUUACAGCGGUACCUCUGGUUACAUACGCUUCAGGUUACAGACUCCGCUAACCCAGAAAUAGUGCUUUAGGUUAAGAACUUUGCUUCAGGAUAAGAACAGAAAUCAAUCAGGAGGGCUGGGCGAGACUCCCUGCAUGAAACCCUGGAGAGCUGCUGCCAGUCAGUGUUGACAAUAUUGAGCUGGAUGGACCACAUGAUGGAAGAAACUCUGCAUGUUCUAUAUUACCGUAUUUUUUGUUCUAUAAGACUCACUUUUUCCCUCCUAAAAAGUACAGUGGAACCUCAGGUUAAGUACUUAAUUCGUUCUGGAGGUCUGUUCUUAACCUGAAACUGUUCUUAACCUGAAGCACCACUUUAUCUAAUGGGGCCUCCUGCUGCUGCCGCACCACAGGAACACGAUUUCUGUUCUCAUCCUGAAGCAAAGUUCUUAACCCGGGGUACUAUUUCUGGGUUAGCGGAGUCUGUAACCUGAAGCGUAUGUAACCCAAGGUACCACUGUAUUUUAAUAUUUUGCUGGAAGCUGCCCAGAGUGGCUGGGGCUACCCAGUCAGAUGGACUGCAUGUAAAUAAUAAAAUUAUUGUUAAGUUACCUGCCUGCCAAAGCCUGGUCGUGCAACAAUUUCCUUCUCUUUCUUCCCUUCACCCCCAGAACAGUGGACCUGCUCGACUGGAACAGCCUAAUUGAUUCCCGGACGGAAAUCUCCAAACUCUUGCUUACUCCAAACAUUAAGGUAAAUGGCUUGCAAGGAGGGGUGGGGGUGGGGAACAUACAUAAGUCCCUUAGGUUGCUGGAAAAAGUAACCCUUCCUGUCAUCUUCCCCACUAUCAAAAAUGAAGCCGCGAGAUCAUUGGGGCAUCUGAAAUGAUUGACAGUUGGAGCGUCUCCCACUCUGAGCAAAGUUUGCAGUGUUUGGGGAAUUUUCCCAAACUUGGGUCUCCAGCUGUUUUUGGACUACAGUUCCCAUCAUCCCUGACAGCUGGUCCUGCUAGCUAGGGAUGCUGGGAGUUGUAGUCCAAAAACAGCUGGAGACCCAAGUUUGGGAAUAGCUGGUUUAGAGAAAAGGCAAGGUUUAGAGAAAAGGCAAGGAAGAGGCAGCAUAUGAUUAUGCAUGGCACAGAGGAAGUGGAUAGAGAAAAGGUUUUUCUGUGUUUUAAUUUGUCUGAAGCCACCCAGAGUGGCUGGGGUAACCCAGUCAGAUGGGCGGUAUAUAAAUUAUUAUUUUGGACUUCAGCUUCUGUCACUCCUUAUCAUAUGCCAUAAGUGGCUGAGGCUUAAUCCAAAGUAGCUGAAGACCAGUUGGUUGGCCAAGGCUGCACUAGAUCUGCCUAUGCAUGUUAACAGUCAUCCAGUUUCUAUAUCACCAGCUGUGCCUUAAUCUCGCCUCUCCAGCUGAGGGAAAAACCAGGUUGGGUAGCAGCUAUCAGCAGCAGGGCUGAUCCCAGAGCUGGUGCCUGGCUGGCACCCUCUUUUGGCUGCAAAGCACAUUAAUCAGUUCCUUAAAUGGUAAAGGGACCCCUGGCCAUUAGGUCCAGUCGUGGCCGACUCUGGGGUUGCGGCGCUCAUCUCGCUUUAUUGGCCGAGGGAGCCGGUGUACAGCUUCUGGGUCAUGUGGCCAGCAUGACUAAGCCACUUCUGGCGAACCAGAGCAGCGCACGGAAACGCCGUUUACCUUCCCGCCGAAGCGGUACCUAUUUAUCUACUUGCACUUGGACGUGCUUUUGAACUGCUAGGUUGGCAGGAGCUGGGACCGAGCGACGGGAGCUCACCCCGUCGUGGGGAUUUGAACCGCCGACCUUCUGAUCAGCAAGUCCUAGGCUCUGUGGUUUAACCCACAGCGCCACCCGCGUCCCUUAGUUGCUCUUUAUUAUUGCUAUUGUCUUUGAUAUAUUAAUCGCUUUCUGAUAACUUUUAAAAGACAAAAAUGGCACAUAGUUUGAAAGCAAGACAAAAACCCUAAGAAGUUGAAUGCUUGUAGACCCGUUUAUUCAGCUGGGAAAUCCUGUUGGAUCAAGUCUUCAGUUGCUUCUGGAAAGUGCAGCUAGUUAUCCAAUUACCUAUGAGAUGUUGUUAAUAAUAAUAAUAGUAAUAAAAAUAAAUGUAUGUAUGUAUUAUUUAUAUUAUUUAUAUGCCACCCAUCUGACUGGGUUGCUCCAGCCACUCUGUGGCUUCCAGCAAAUUACAAAACCACUUUUCUCUUUUAUUUAGUACUACUACAGUUGUACCUUGGAAGGCAAAUGGAAUCCAUUCUGGAAGUCCGUUAAACUUCCAAAACGUUUGAAAACUAAAUCGGGGCUUCUGAUUGGCUGCAGGAACCUCCUGCAGUCAAUUAGAAGCCGUGGAAGCCCUGUCAGACAUUCGGGUUCCAAAAGAACGUUCACAAACUGCAACCAUCACUUCCAGGUUUGUGGCAUUCGGGAGCCAGAAUAUCUGAGUUCCAGGGAGUUUGGGAUCCAAGGUACAACUAUGCUUAAUAUUUUAUUAUUAAUAAUAAUGCAUACAUACUGCUGUCUCACAAUACACCAGGGUGGUGUACAGGAUCAUAAAGACAUUUAAAAGCAAUGCAAAGCAGUCCCAAAAUUAAAUUGGCUACUCGGGAGAUUUUAGACAACUGCAUUAAAAAAUAUUUGAGAUGCAAGCAAGGAGUGUGCCUCUGCUAAGAGAGUGUUCCACAACACUGGACUGGCAAAACCAGAUACCCAGCUUGUGGCCAAGACCAGCCAGGCCUCGGUAACACAGGGAGCAACUAGCUAUGUCGCUGCGGAUCAUCUCCGUGAUCAAGCUGGGAUAUACAAGGGUUCCUUAGGGUAUCCUAGAUCCAAAAAACUGUGCUAUAUGAUUGCAUCUUACACUCAUUUAACCUGAGCAAUUUCAGCCUUGCACGGUUGAAAUUGCACAGAUUAAUCCCACGCAAGGUGGAGCACUUAAAAGCUCUUUGGGUUUUCCAAUGGUUUGAGUAUACGUGUUUUCCCUUCUAGCGCUACAAUUCUAUGAAUCCUGAUACCUUUAAAAAAAAUCGCUUUAUUCAGAACCUAGACUCAGUGGCAGAGUGAUUUGCUGCCAUGUACAAUCCUCUUUCUGUGGGUACAAUGAGGGUCCCCUGCCCUCCCCCCAAAAAAAAAAUCUGCCCCACAUCCUCAGUGUCUUCCUUUCUUCCAGACAGGGCAGCUGGAGCCACUUCUCUCUCGCUUCACUGAGGAGGAAGAGCGCCAAAUGAAGCGAAUGUUGCAGAGGAUGGACGUUCUCGCCAAGGUAACAAUUUGGGGAGGGUUUUUAAGCUCUUUCUUCUCUUCUCCCUGGGUCUGCCUGAGAGAGAGAGAGAGAGGUGGGCUGUUUGGGUGAGGUGGAGAAGCAGGCGCCCAUUAAAAAUAGCACACGGCCCACAAAAAUGGAAAGAUGAAGUAGUUCCCGCCAAAGAAGAAUGGAUAGGUAAAGGACUAUGCUGAAAUCAGCCAAGUUAACAACUAGUGUGGUGUAGUGGUUAAGAGCGGUAGACUCGUAUUCUGGUGAACCGGGUUCGCUUCCCCGCUCCUCCACAUGCAGCUGCUGGGUGACCUUGGGCUAGUCACACUUCUCUGAAGUCUCUCAGCCCCACUCACCUCACAGAGUGUUUGUUGUGGGGGAGGAAGGGAAAGGAGAAUGUUAGCUGCUUUGAGACUCCUUCGGGUAGUGAUAAAGCGGGAUAUCAAAUCCAAACUCUUCUAAAAUAAGAGAACUUAACAGCGAUUGCUUUAUGGAAGAAUUGAAGCCUUUUUCAGACUGUUUAAAUAUUACAGGAUGAUGAAUUCAUGAGCAGGAUUUGAACUAGGGGCGACAGAAGGAAUGAGAGAUUGUUGUGUUGUUACAAUAUAAAAGAGGAAAGGUAGGAUGCAGUAAGCAGGAAGAAUUGAAAAACACACCGUGGAAAAUGGAAUGGGGAGUCGACAAAAGGAAAGGAAAAAUUAUGUCUGUGUGAAGUUUUUGGAAAUUUAAUUAUACAUACAUACACACACACACACAUCUAUCAAUCUACAGUGAUACCUCGGGUUACAUACGCUUCAUGUUACAGACUCUGCUAACCCAGAAAUAUUACCUCGGGUUAAGAACUUUGCUUCAGGAUGAGAACAGAAAUCGUGCUCCGGCGGCGAGGCGGCAGCAGGAGGCCCCAUUAGCUAAAGUGGUGCUUCAGGUUAAGAACAGUUUCAGGUUAAGAACCAGAGCUCCAGAAUGAAUGAAGUUCUUAACCCGAGGUACCACUGUAUUUAUCUACCUAAUAGCAUGUGGCCCCAGAAAUUUGCUCAGAAGGGGAAUGCGGCCCCGGGCCAGAAAGGUUCCACCAUCUCUGACAGUGGCUUUGGUUAGGUAGCAGAAAACUGACCUCUGGUGAUGUCCUCUGUGACUCACUCCACCGCCUUGCUUGCUUCCAGAAAGCCGUAGAGACGGGCGUGAGGCUGAUGGUGGAUGCUGAGCAAACCUACUUCCAGCCAGCCAUCAGCCGCCUCACCCUGGAGAUGCAGCGGAAGUUCAACCAGGAGAGAGCCUCCGUCUUCAACACCUACCAGUGCUACUUGAAGGUGAGGCACCAGGCAGGCAGUGGGUUCGAGAGGGCUUGCUCUUGCACACAGUGUGGAUGGGGGUGGCAUCCUCAGGAUCAGUGCAAGGUUGCGGCUGAUGCAGGAGAUUCUGUGCGGCAGACCCUGGAACUCUGGAGAGCCACUUCCAGUCUGUGUAGGCAACACUAGGGUAGAGGGACCCAAUGGCCUGACUCAGUUUAAAGGAGCUUUGUUCUUUGAUUGGGAACCAUGAGGACCAGAAUCUUAGCUCAGUGGUUGAGCACCUGCUUUGCAUGCAGAUGGUCCCGGGUUCAAUCCCCAGCCUGAAACCUUGGGAGAGCUGCUGCUAGUCAGUGUGGGCAAUACUGAAAGUACUGAUUGUAGGCAAAGUGGUUGGUCUGACUCAACGUCAGGCAUCUUCUCUGUAUUGCCUCCCUGUGAGCAGGAUGCUUACGACACGGUGACGGUGGACGUGGAGCUCUCACGCCGGGAAGGCUGGCACUUUGGUGCCAAGCUGGUGAGAGGCGCCUACAUGAAGCAGGAGCGCAGCCGGGCAGCCGAAGUGGGCUACGAGGAUCCAAUCAAUCCGACUUACCAAGCGACCAGCGAGAUGUACCACAGGUGGGCCUGUUGCUCAGAGGCAGAGGAUUUGCCGUUCCAAUGCUCGCUUUCCUCUUCCCUCCACAAUCCUUUUUCCUUUUAUGCUUUGCUUAUUAUUUUGUUCAUUCCCCACUGGCGUCUCCAGCUGAAGCUGGGCAUAUCAUCUGCCUGAAACCCCAGAGAGCUGCUGCCAGUCAGUGUAGACAGUACGGGGCUAGAUGGAUCUGAGUCAGUAUAAGGCAGUUUCCGAUUUGAUUCAACUCUUUUUUGAACCAUGUGGACUAGAAUCUUAUUUUUAGGGAAAGGGCUGAGACUCAGCGGUAGAGCACCAACUUUGCAUGCAGGCAGCCCUAGGUUCAGUCUCAAAUGGCGCCUCCAGGUCGGGCUGGGAAUGUCUCCUCCCUGUAGCUCUGGAGAGCCACUGCCAGCCAGUGCAGGCAGUACUGAACUAGAUGUACCCCAACGGUCUGUGGAAAUGCAGCUUCUGGUGUUCCUGUGAUGUGCAUCUUCAGAUUUUUGGGAGCCACAGGAGGGAAAAGGCAGGCUCAUGAGCAAUGGCAUGAUUUCCAAUCCCCUCUUGCAGGGGGGUUGGACUAGAUGACCCUUGGGGUUUCCUUCCAACUCUACAAUACUGUGAUUCCUUGCAGAUGCCUGGAUUACAUCCUCGAGGAGAUCCGGCACAGCCGUAAGGCCAACGUGAUGGUGGCUUCCCACAACAAAGACACAGUCAAGUUCACACUUCGCAGGUACUGGGGAUUGGGGGGGACACACACAUUGUAGCCCCUGUGCCGCUUGGCAGCUGGGAGCCCCCCAGGCCAGCAAAGCCUCUUGAAGGGGCAGCAUUUUGCAUAGACGUUAAUUGCCCCUCUUCCCUUCCCUUAUGCAGGAUGGCAGAUCUCGGAAUCCACCCUUCAGAGAACAAGAUCUACUUUGGGCAGCUCCUGGGCAUGUGUGACCAAAUCACCUUCCCUCUUGGUAAGUGAGCAUGUGUGUAUUCACGGACCCCCAAGUUAGAGAACUGUCACUGUGAACCAAGGGUUCCCCUAAACCAGAGCUUUUUUUCAGCCAGAACUCGCCAGAACUGAGUUCCGGCACCUUUCAGGCAGGUGCCACUGCCAUUAUUUCUACAUUAAAGUCAUACCUCAGAAGUCGAACAGAAUCCGUUCCAGAAGUCUGUUUGGUUCAAAAACCAAAGCACGGCUUCUGAUUGGCUGCAGAAAGCUCCUGCAGCCAAUCGGAAGCCCCGUCAGAUGUUCGGCUUCCAAAAGAACGUUCGAAAACCGGAACACUCACUUCCAGGUUUCGAUAGUUCAGGAGCUGGAAUGUUCGACUGCCAAGGCAUUCGGGAGCCAAGGUGCAACUGUAUUUCUUGUAUAUCAUUUCUGGUAGAUCAGCUUCUUCUUUGAAUUGUACUUCAAUACAGUGAAUUGUACUUCAAUACAGUGGUACCUCGGGUUACAUACGCUUCAGGUUACAGACUCUACUAACCCAGAAAUAGUACCUUGUGUUAAGAACUUUGCUUCAGGAUGAAAACAGAAAUCGCACAGCGGCGGCACAGCAGCAGUGGGAGGCCCCAUUAGCUAAAGUGGUACCUCAGGUUAAGAACAGUUUCAGGUUAAGAAAGGACCUCCAGAACGAAUUAAGUUCUUAACCCGAGGUACCACUGUAUUUUUUUUUUCUCCAAGAAAUGGAGGGAAUGAGCAAACUACCAACUUUAAAAAAAAAAUGAAAAAAUAGAGUUUACACACAUAACUUUGCAAACCCCUGAUACCCAGCUUGUGGGGCAAAAGUCUGGCAAGCCUGAUGAGGCUCGCAGGAUGCCAGUUCCACACCCUUGCCUUAAGCAUAGAAUGCAGCGUUCCUGAAGCUCUGUUUGUCCUCGAAUCUGCUCAUCCAGCACUGUGGAUGGGCCUGUACUGAGGUCUUGUGCCUGCACCAACUCCCAUUCUUUUGUUCUUCAGGUCAGGCGGGGUACCCUGUGUACAAGUACGUUCCUUAUGGGCCCGUCAACGAAGUCCUCCCUUACCUUUCCCGGAGAGCCCAGGAGAAUCAAGGCUUCAUGGCAAGAGCCAAGGAGGAGCAAGACCUGCUCUGGAUGGAGCUGAAGAGGCGGUUGUUCGCGGGAACCCUUCUCUCGGCCCCAGCUUUACCGUAGACUUGCCUUCCGGGUCCCACUUCCUUGGGGAGGUGGGUUAGGGUAGAACCGUUGGUGCAAAGGUGCGCCAGCGGGGUAAAGAAGGCUUGAAAGCAUCCAAUGCCAUUUUGCCGUUCUUUAAAAAAAACAAAGUGACUGUGCUGUCCCAGUUGGCAGUGGACAUUACAGCAGUCCGGGUGUGUUGUUUGCUGGGAUUGUACAUAAGAGGAGCGGGUGAACCUUGUAGUUCCCCCUUGCCAUGCAAGAAUUGAAGUUUCUGUUCCGGCACCAAGGUGCCCUGCCUUUUGCCAUUUGAUGGAUUUUGAGUGUUUACGUGUAUGUGGGAAUGUAGGGAGAUAGGAAGGAUCACCUCUGAGCACCACUCGCCACUUCUGGGAUUAACCCUAGGCUCUGUAGCACCUAAGAUGGAGAUGGCUGUCGCUCAAUAAAAUUAACUCGACUAAAGUUUCUUCGGUCUGUUGCAAUGUUAAUGUUAUGGGCGUUGGUGGGGAAAGGACUCCCAGCCCUCCUGAAUGUGAGCCCAGGCUUUGACAGGGCUGGUGUGCAAAUCCAGUCUCACAUCCCUGUCCCCAUGCCUCUGUACAGCAGUUCCAGAGCAUGGGCAGAAAGCAGCAGAAUAGCUGGAUGCGUGGACUGCAAUUCCUGUGCUGAGUUCAAAGAGAGAGACACGAAGGCAGCAGAAUUCAUCAGUAAUAGUUUAGGUAAAAGGUAAAGGACCCCUGGAUGGUUAAGUCUAAUCAAAAGCGACUAUGGGGUUACAGCGCUCAUCUCGCUUUCAGGCCAAGAGAGCUGGCGUUUGUCCACUGUGGCGAUCACACAGGGCCCCCGGACGUUUGACGGUCUAUUGACCCUGUGCCACCACUGCAGUUGCUUUCUUCCCUGCCACCACCCCAUUUCUCCCGGGGACACACGGAGUCCAGGCAGUUGUUAACAUAAACAAAUAAUCAAGUUUAUUUUUAAAUGCAGGAACAAGCUUAUGGUUUCAGUUAAUUUUUCUUGUCAGUUUCUUAAAUCUUAGUUCCUAACAACUUCAAACUGAUUAUUCCCAACUAUCUAUCUGACUCCACCUGACAAUUCCUCUCACACUCUGUCACAAUACAACUCUACCAACCCACACCUAAUCCUCCCUCUUCCUUCUUCAACUCCCAAACCUCAACUGACUUUCAAAACCUCCCACUCUAAUAUUUACUCCACCCUUGCAUUCCCACUGGCCAAUCACAUCACACUCAUUUAAUCCUUUCCUUAUGACGCACCUAGGAGGCAAACGCCACAUCCACAGACGCUUUCUAAGUCAUGUGGCCAACAGGACUAAACCACUUCUGGCACAAUGGGACACUGUGAUGGAAACCAGAGCACAUGGAAACACCAUUUACGUUCCUGCCGCAGUGGUGCCUAUUUAUCUACUUACACUGGUGUGCUUUCAAACUGCUAGGUUGGCAGGAGCUGGGACAGAGCAAUGGGAGCUCACCCCGUUGCGGGGAUUCAAACCACUGACCUUCUGAUUGGCAAGCCCAAGAGGCUCAGUGAUUUAGACCACAGCGCCACCCGCAUCCCUAUAGUAAUAGUCUUAUUACUAUAAGCGUAAAAGGUCUUGCUGGAUCUCCCCAGUAAGGUACAAAACCUCAACUCAAAAGAGUGCACCCUGCUACAAAAGCAAAACAUGAUAGACAUAGAAAAGAAUACAGAACUGCUCAGUGGUAGAUUGAUUACCUUGCCUCUGAGCAUUGACCUUGAGUCUCACAGACUAAGCAGAUAAGCAAUAGCUGCAAGCAUUUUUUGAGAAAGCUUUGCAUCCAUAAAACUCAAACCUCAACAGGUUUAUCCCAGGAGAACCACGGCGAUCAGUGGCUACUAGUCACAGUGACUAUAUUCUGCCUGCACUUUCAGGGGCAGUAAAGGCUGGCUGGGAAUCUCAGGUGGAGAAAGCACUGUUGUACUACUUAUGGACAUAAGAAGAGACUGCUGGAUCAGGCCAAUGGCUCAUCUAGUCCAGCAUCCUGUUCUCACAGUGGCCAAGCAGAUCCCUGUGGGAAACCCACAAGCAAGGCUUGAGCACAACUGCGUCUCUUCCCCGCUCCUGCAGUUUCCAGCAACUGGUAUACAGAAGCAUUGCUGCCUCACAGCUGUUUUGCUUGUGGGAGUUCUAUAAAAGGCUUCUGGCUGGCUACUCUGAGAACAGGAUGCUGAAUUGAACAGACCUCCUUUGCCCUAAUCCAGCAAGGCUUUUCUGAUACGCUUAUGGGGACGGGUGCAGCCUGGGCCUCUUACUCCUGUCGGCAGGUCUCUCUCCCACCCGUUGCCUCUCUGAGGCCUCUGGCACACUGAGCGAGCUUCCAGAUUUGCAAGCAGGGUGAGGUUGGCUUAAUAUUGCAAACAAGUCAUUGGCAACAGUUGUGCUUUCACCCAGCAGAAAUGGGAUAAAUGUGAAUGGGGAGGCAUGCUGAAAUAUCAGUUUGCACUUCGCUGCCAUUGUGGGGAAGCUGCAAAAUAAAAACACUUGUGCCUUGUAUGCAGCAUGUGUGCCAUGGCUGCAUCCUGUGGGAGUGAGUUCCAUAGUUUCACUAGGUGGUAUGUGAAGAAGUACUUUGUUUUGCCUGUUCCACUGUUGAGCUUCCUUGCAUGCUCCUGAGGUCUUGGUAUCUAGUGGUCUAAUGUGCUGGAAUUUGCCAACAUUUGUACACACAAACACCUAAAAGGGAGAGAGAAGUACUCAAAAGGACAAGCAGAAUACUGAUAAAUUGAGGAGCCAGAGUUGUUAAUUCUCAGGCUAGAAGCUGAGAUACCAGAGUUUGAAUCCCACUUGGCCAUGAAGCUCAAUGGAUGACUUUGGGCCAAUUGCUCACUCAACCUAUCCUACCUCACAGGAUUGGUGUGAGCAUAAAAUGGGGGUAAAGGUAAAGGACCCCUGUCAAAGGCGACUGGGGUUGCAGCACUCAUCUUACUUUCAGGCUGAGGGAGUCGGUGUUUGUCGACAGACAGCUUUCUGGGUUAUGUGGCCAGCAGGACUAAGCCGCUUCUGGCACAACGGGACACCGUGAUGAGUGCCAGAGUGCACGGAAAUGCUAUUUACCUUCCCGCCACAGCAGCACCUAUUUAUCUACUUGCACUGGUGUGCUUUCAAACUGCUAGGUCGCCAGGAGCUGAUCGGCAAGCCCAAGAGGCUCAGUGGUUUAGACCACAGCACCAACCGCAUCCCAUAUAAAAUGGGGAGGUGGAAGCCUAUACCAGCUUGAGUUCCUUGCAGGAUAGGAUAAGAAUGGAAUGAACGAAUGAAUGGGAAGAGGGGAUGGAACAGUGUGACUGGAAACCACUCCAUGCUGCAACCCUUUUGUUUCAAGCUAUGCCUGUUUGCAUAUUAAUGUGAACUUCCGCUUAUGCAACCAAAAGUACCCAGCCACUAGAGAGGUACUGGCGACGGCGGCGUUUUGCACAAGGUAAAGUACCAAAAAUGUACAGAAAAAUGGGGGAACCCAUGCUAAGAGCUUCCUAAGAUCUCAACAGCAUGGAAUGAUGGCUGACUUGAGAGGUGGGGGAACAGAUCGGGGAGAGGGAGAGUAGGAUGGAAGGGGGGGGGGGAACAGGAGCACAGGGAUUUGGGAUUGCAUUUGAUCCAGCCCUCAAUUAAUGGUAUAUGUGCUGUGUUGAUGGAAUGCCUUUGCACAAGGGGAAACCAAAAGGCAUAACCAAAGAUGGAUACAGAAGAAGCUUCUGCUCUUGCAGCUGUUGUGUUGGAUUCCUUUCUUCUUCAGCUAUUAAGCCUUGCCAUCCCCUAAUGCUAGGACUCUUGCACUACCAGACAGAUAAUGUUGGCUAUGGCUCAGCGUUUUUGUUUGACACUUUUAACAUAAAGUGUCCAAAAUUUUCUACAGUGUUGUGCAUGUGGAAGAUAACAAUCCCUGACUGCAAGCUCACUAUAGAAGAGACAUAAUACAAGAGGAAAAGGGGAUGUGAAGGGAAGAGGAAAGUGAAUGUUGGAGCAGAUACUGCUCCUUGGUUGUUGGAUGAGGGCUGGCAUGGCCUCUCCCGCACCAUGAUCUUAAAACAUCAGCCAGAGUAUUGCAAAGUAUCGGAACUGAAACAUUACAAAUGAAAGUGGUAUGCAAUGAAGAUCCCUAUUUGAAGCAGCCUGACGCGGGUAGCACUGUGGGUUAAACCACAGAGUCUAGGAUUUGCCGAUCAGAAGGUCAGCAGUUUGAAUCCCCGUGACGGGGUGAGCUCCUGUUGCUUGGUCCCAGCUCCUGCCAAACUAGCAAUUCGAAAGCACAUCAAAGUGCAAGUAAAUAGGUACUACUCCGGCGGGAAGGUAAACGGCGUUUCUGUGCGCUGCUCUGGUUCACCAGAAGCCGCUUUGUCAUGCUGGCCACAUGACCUGGAAGCUGUACACCGACUCCCUCGGCCAGUAAAGCGAGAUGAGCACCGCAACCCCAGAGUCGGUCACGACUGGACCGAAUGGUCAGGGGUCCCUUUACCUUCACCUUAACGGGAAAGCAAAAUCUCUCAAAGCAUUUCAUUUUUUAAAGUUACAAAUCUUGUCCAGCAGAGGGCAGAGGAGAUCAAGCGUGUUCCAAUUUUAUUGUACAGCGAUCAUAAAUGGUUUGCGUGACAACAUCAGCAAGACUUGAAAAAGCCCUGCACCGUUCACAGUGCCAGCGAGAGUCCUGUGUGUGGACCAGGCGCAGCCAACGUAGAGCCUUCCAGAUGUUUUGGACUACAACUCCCAUCGUACCUGGUUAUUGGCUGGUGAAAGAGGCAUUCCACAACAUCUGGAGGAUGCUAUGUUGGCUAUCCAUCACAUAGACAUUCCUUAGCUAUAUGGACCAGUGGAGAGCUGCUGCAGACCCUUGGUCCAUUUUGCUCAGUAUUGUCUACACUGACUGGCAGCAGCUCUCCAGGGUUUCAGGUGGUCUCUCCCAGCCCUACCCAGAGAUGCCAGGGAUUGAACCUAGGACCAGAUGUUGUACCACUGAGCUAUAGGCAGUAGAGCACAACUCCCUGCAACAGAGAUUAUAUUGUUAUACAUACACAUGCACACACACACACAUCCAUCUGGCAUUAUAUGAGCAGUGGGGGAUCUGUGGCCCUAUACAUGCUGCUGGACUCAACUUUCCCGCAUCCCUAACUGUCAGGGACUGGGCAGAGGAGGAAUGCUAGAGACCGCUUGCCCAGCCUGACCCUUUCAGAGAAGAAGAUGACAGUUCAGAAUUAAAACAGGGCUUUGAGGGAGAUCACAGCUCAGAGGCAGAUAAUGGGUGGGGGGAGCUGGGAAAUAAUGGGAGAGAAGGGAGAAGAAGCACCAGAUGGGGAACAGCAGACAGUGUCUUUAGAAAGCAUUGCAGACCGCCCCUCCCUCCCAGAAACCGGCAAGCAUUGAAAGUAGGAGAGCAAAGGGCUCAGAGGCAAAGGGCACUUCUCAGCACCCAUAGUGAUGACGCAUGAAGAGAUAGAGGGAGUUAGUGGAGACUCACUCAGGGCAAUGCCAUUAUUUCCAAGAGACUGCAUUUCCAAGCCUCUCUCUGUGAAUAUUGAAUAAAAAGCAGUUGGU